AAAUAUGGCUUAGUGAGCGUCUGGACUACGAUUUAUAUUUUCAAAGACAUUACAGAAUACUGAUCAACUUUCUAUCUUCACAGCCGAACCAAAUAUAGAGUAUCAAUUUGCAUCAUAGAGAAUUGUGAUUUAUUCAUGAUUUUUCUUCCUUUUGGAUUCAUCCAGGGGUUCACAUCCCCCUAUUAUGUUCAGAAAAUGGAAUGCCUAACUAUGUGAUAGGGGCUGCGCGUAAGAUAAUAGGCUAAUAUUAGAAUAAAAAGGAGCGUUUUUGAUCAUUUUCUAAUAUCACAAUGUCGGUGGCAUUUUCAUCGGCGCGUCCAAGAAGCAAAGGGGAGGUGACACAACAAACGAUACAAAAGAUGCUGGAUGAAAAUCACCAUCUGAUACAAUGCAUAAUGGAAUACCAGAGCAAAGGGAAAACAGCAGAAUGCACACAGUAUCAGCAGAUCCUUCACAGAAACCUGGUCUAUCUGGCCACGAUAGCAGAUUCUAAUCAGAACAUGCAGUCACUGUUACCAGCGCCUCCUACUCCUAACAUGGGCACCAUGGGUUCAGCAGGGAUGGGACAGAGUGGGGGCAGUGGGCCCCUACACUCCCAGAGUAACCUCAACGACGCCAUGACCCCUGGCUUGCCCCCCACCUCCAUGAUGCAGAGUCAAAUGAGUAAUGGCCCCAGCCACGCCCCCACGCAGCAGCAACAGCAGGCGGGUCAGACACAGUCGGCUGGGCCCUCCACGUCCCACAGCCUGCCGGCCAACAACCACGGCUCAGCCUCGGGCUAUGGCCACUCGGUGCCCCCUUCCUCCCAGGGCAGCUUGCUCCAGGGACCUGGCCCUGGCUACGGUUCCUCCUCUACCUCGUCCCGCAGCAACCUCAACAUGCAGUCAAACCAAGUCUCCAUGAUUCACCAGCAGUCAGCCACGCCUCAUUACUCCUCAUCCCAGACCGGGGGAGGCCAGCAGCACUACCAGAGCCAGCAGGCCGCCAUGGGCAUGUUGGGGCAGAGCGGACAAGGAAACAGCAUGAUGAACCAGAGGCCGAUGGGGACCUACCGACCCACACAGCAAGGAUCUGUACGGCAGUACAUUGGACAAGACGAUUUCUACGGAGAGCAGUACGGGCACACUCAGAGCUCCAGCGAGCCCAAAAAUCAGCAGUAUUACCCUGAUGGCCACAGCGAGUACUCCUAUCAACAGUCGUCCUACGGUGAACAGGGCUACGAUCGGUCCUUUGACGAGUCUUCCCAGCACUAUUACGAAGGAGGUAACGGCCAGUACAGUCAACAGCAGAGCCAGUACCAGCAAGGCUCAGGUCAACAGCAGUCCUUCAGCCAGCAGCAGUAUGUGUCACAGCAGGGUUACAGCGGACAGCCACAGGGCUACGGUCCGGGUCAGGGUGGGUCUUCCCAGUACUCCCAAUACCAGCAGGGUCAGGGCCAGCAGUACAGCUCCUACCGCUCCUCCCAGGCUGCCCCUGGGGCACAGACGCCGAGGUCCUACACCUACGAACAGGUACAGCUACCCCCAACCCCACGUUUUGAGGAGGACCGUGCUGUCCAACCAAACAUUGGGGUCAAUACGGAAACUACCAGCAAUAAGGUACAACCUCCUGGGCAAAGUGGCGGACCGGUUAGGCAAGGGAACAGUUCUGUGAAUAACCCUCAACAGUCGUGUGUAAACCAGUCUAUGAGUAAAUGAGUUAGAUUUAGCUCUGAAUUGUUUUAUCUUGCUAACACGCAGGUUAGAAGGCUAGUCAGAUUUAUUCCACCUGUUCACUAUUUAUCUAUCUGAGUAGAGGUGAGCCGGUUGGGAAGAUUAAGAAUAAAGUAUUUCUGCUUUCUCUCUAAGGAUUUGAACUUAGGGGGGUAUCCACUAUUGAAUCCCACCCUGCCUCUAAAUGUUGAAUGAAAGGUUCCUUUCCUGGUCUCUGUCCUUUCUGUCACCGUCCAUCUGGUUUCCACUUAUCUUCCAUUUCUGUGCUUGUCUUUCGCAGGGUGCACCAUACAAUUGCUGUCCCCUGUCUUUAAGAUUGUAAAUGUGCCAAUUAGGUCACACAAAUGAAAGUUGGUCACAUGAGACUGGGCUAAUGAAAUACAUUCUGCGUCUUUUAUCCAGCGCGUGAAGAAUAACUUAGCAUUAACUCUAGGUGAGAUAUAUCAUACUUUGAUAAGGUUAACGUUGGGUUUGUCAGUAUUGUUUAACCCGAUGUGUUCAGGUUGUGUUCGUCUCAAGAUGUGUGAAGUUGUGUAGGUCGGUGUGUGGUGUUACUGUUCUGUAUUACCACUUUGUCUGUGUAAGAAGAUUAGAAUCUUUAAAGUGACUUUAAAAAUCUUCCACCCUAGAUUUAAUUAUUUAUCCAUGCACAGUUUGUUUUAUUUAAUUCACGAUGUCUCAUUCUCUGUCAUGCACUUUUCAUUCAUGUAGUGUGAUUCAAGUUGUUUCUAAGAGAUUAUUUCUAAACAGCCAAAGUACAGUAACACUUAGGAAGUGGAUUUUAGAAUGUGUUUUGGCAAUCGGCACAACACUUUUUCAAUAUGUGCAAUACAGUCAGUCACUGGAGCAGAGGAUGAGAUUAUCUGUAGGCUUAAUAAUGGACUUGAAUUACUUAAUGUCCAUUGCUAGCUUUUGCUACCAUAAACUAUUGAGUCUUUAGCUUAUUAGGGUACAGAAAAGAAAAGUAUUAGCUUUGUGUUUAGUUGAGUACGUUAUCCAAAGUAUUAUUUUUGCCAAAUGUGUUUGGCCAAACCGUCUUAACCCAUGUAGAGGGACGUUUUGAAUAGUGUUUCGUUCUAACUAAUGUGAUGUGAUGGUAGCCUAUGCGUGAGUGCAAACUGAAUACAAUACAUGUUUGGUGUAUGUUUGCUGCAACAACAGUUUGUCAUCGCUUGCUUAAUUUACUAAAUUGAAGUGAUCAUGUACUGUAUACUGUGUGUUGAUUCAACGUCUUGUAGGCAACCAGCUACAAUGGGAUGUUCAAAAAUGUUUACAAACCUUUUCCUCUGAACUCACAAUUAGAAUGCAGAUGGUUGCGUUACAAUUGUAUGUUAAAUCAACUUUUUUUUGUUAUGUUCUAUAUUACAGUUUAUAUUGUUUGUUUUUUGUUGUUUUUUUGCAGUGGGGGCAGUCUCUAGCAGUGUUGUUGAAGACAAGUGUCACAUAGAUUAUUCCCUCAAACAGACUUGCCUUAUUAUUUCAAUAUCAAUGUGUAAAGAUCGAAAUAAUCUUUGUUGUUUUUAUUUACCUCAAUAUUGGAUUAUUUUCUGAAAAUCCAGUUUUGGUUUGUUGUAUAAGGCAAGGUAUCAGUAAUAUAACCCCUAUAAUUACCCUGGCAGUGUUACAAUGGAACUUCACUAUAUGGUGCUGAAGUUAUAUUCAUCUCAAAAGGGGACAGCACAACUCAUUACACUUCUACAGUAUGUUGCAGUUGGAAUCUACCUGAGGUAUCUGGCUGUCAAACAGCUCAAAGACUGUGUGUUAACUCAACUCUACAGUGACAAUCAUAAGGUGUGUGUCUGUGUGUGUGUUCAUGUUUUACUAAACUAGCGGAGACCAGAAAUCCCUACAAGAACAUUACAAAUGGAAAAAAUUGCUGAUAAGGAAAAAUCUUAUUUUGGCUUUUGGGUGAGGUUUAGACAAUUGGGGAUAGGGUUAGGACUUUGAGUUAAGUUUAGGCUAAAGGAUAGGAUUUAGGGUUAGAGGAAAAUGAUAAUUUGGAAGUAUUUUUUUACAAAGGCAGCAGCUUUGAGCACUGGACCACCCUAAGCCACUGUAAUAUUUCGGUUUCCCACAAGGAUAGUAAAAAGCGUGUGAGUGUGUUGCACAGCAUUAAUGGUUUGUUUGUGCAUAACCUAAUAUGAAUGUUAAGUUGUUUGUUCAUCUCUGCUGUCUUUUGUUACUGUUUAAUAUGUAAAAUAAAUUGACUUUCACCACUUG
Esox lucius (northern pike) is the source of this 3932-nucleotide messenger RNA. Its product is annotated as SS18L1 subunit of BAF chromatin remodeling complex. NCBI's taxonomy places the organism in Eukaryota, Metazoa, Chordata, Actinopteri, Esociformes, Esocidae. Gene Ontology annotation, cellular component: nucleus. Gene Ontology annotation, molecular function: transcription coactivator activity. The transcript has 11 exons. Gene Ontology annotation, biological process: positive regulation of transcription by RNA polymerase II; positive regulation of dendrite morphogenesis. The record is from RefSeq and is a predicted model, not a curated record. The coding region runs from base 291 to 1697 and encodes 468 amino acids.